UGUGGUCUAGCCAUGAGCAACUCCAGCGUGGCCCCGUCCUCCUUUGAGUUCACUGUGUUCUCAGACCUUGGCUCCCUCAGAUAUCUCUUCUUCUGUCUCUGUCUGUUGCUCUUCAUGACCAUCAUCUCUGCUAAUGUCGUCAUCAUUCUGAGCGUCUGUCUGGAGAAGUCUCUGCAUCAGCCCAUGUACAUUUUCAUCUGCUGUCUGUCUCUAAACUCUGUGUACGGCUCCGUCGGCUUCUUCCCCAGGUUCCUGAUGGACCUGCUGUCUGACGCUCAUCUCAUCUCGCGCCUGUUCUGUUUGACCCAGAUGUAUGUUAUUUACACAUACAAAACACAUGAGAUGACCCUCCUCACUGUCAUGGCCUAUGACAGGCUGCUGGCUAUCUGUCAGCCUCUACACUACCGCAGUAAGAUGACGCUGAGGACGGUCAUACUGCUUUUAUUUUUGGCUGUCCUGCAUCCUGUGUCUGUUUUCAGCUACUUUUUCUAUCAGGCCGUCACUUUGCCUUUGUGUGGGAAUAAACUGCACAGGAUCUUUUGCACCAACUGGUCUGUAGUUCAGCUCUCUUGUGUGGGAACGCCUGUGACGACCACAGCAGUUCAGUUCAUUUCUGUGUCUCUGAUCCUCACUCUUCUGUUCUUCGUCCUCUACUCCUACCUGCGUAUUCUGCUCGUCUGCAGGAGAAGCUCAGCUGAGUUCAGAGGGAAGGCGCUGCAGACCUGUCUGCCCCACAUCGUGACUUUUGUGAAUUAUUGCCUCUCUGUCAUCAUUGAAGUCUCGCUGAGUCUUUAUAAGGUCAAUGAAGUAAACACCAUUGUCAUAGCUGUUCUGUCUGUGGAGUUUCUGAUUAUUCCCCCCAUGAAUAAUCCUCUGGUUUAUGGCCUGAAUCUGCCUCAGAUCAGAGCAGCGAUUGUUAGAUCCCUAAGGAUACACAAAAUAAGCCGUCAGCCAUUCAUGUAAAGAUCCAGCAGGCUCGGACAAGAACUUCUGAAGCUUUGUUAGUCUUUCAUGGGCGUCCGUGAUACAUUUUUU
This is a messenger RNA of Betta splendens (Siamese fighting fish), 1035 nucleotides long. RefSeq names its product olfactory receptor 10J5-like. Gene Ontology annotation, cellular component: membrane. The coding region runs from base 13 to 963 and encodes 316 amino acids. Gene Ontology annotation, biological process: G protein-coupled receptor signaling pathway. The transcript has a single exon. The record is from RefSeq and is a predicted model, not a curated record. Gene Ontology annotation, molecular function: olfactory receptor activity. Lineage: Eukaryota; Metazoa; Chordata; Actinopteri; Anabantiformes; Osphronemidae.